Porites lobata is the source of this 9220-nucleotide messenger RNA. The record is from the annotation of a GenBank genome assembly. Lineage: Eukaryota; Metazoa; Cnidaria; Anthozoa; Scleractinia; Poritidae.
AUGGCGAUGAAGCAAAUUAUUCUCCUGAUCACAGGUUUGCUUUUCUGCCCAGAAGAGGGUAAGUUUUAAUGUCGGCAACGUAGAUGACCUGGUUUAAUCAAAGAGUUCUUAUUGAAUCGAUAUGUUUCUAUGAAGUUUUCAUUCAUAGGCCAUGAGGUUCGGUCUAGUUCUAAGUCUUUUUACUAACACACAGAGUCAAAAAAUCUGUUUCUCGCCGUAAUGGGAUAUACCCAUUGCAGAUUAAGGGACUAUUAAACGCUUUCAACAGUAUAUCUUAAGUCAAAAGGUUUUUCUGUCUUUGGAAAAGGUUUAGGGACAAUACCGUAAAGUUCCCAAAGUAACGACCCUUCGAAAGUAGCGAUAAAAUUUCACAGGUGUUAGAAAAUGCCAGCCUGUUCCAGGCGUUCAAAUCGUGGGGACAGCGCAAGAGAAGUGACCACCAUCCGAACGCCUGGAACAGGCUAUGGAACUGAUGCCAAAAGUAGCGACUUCAAAAGUGAUUUCCUUUCUUGUAUAGAAAUAACUGAAAUUAUAGUUACACUGAAGCUUCACGAAACUGAUCGGAUAUUUAUUUUUUGACGGUUAUUAUGAUCUUUGACAUUCCCUUAUGUAACUCAAAAGGUACGUUACAUCUUUCUUUUUUUUAAAGUCUUCCUUUCGUCUGUGAAUACCAAAACUGUAAUCAGACAAUUGCUGGUUUUCGGUGUCACGCCAUUCAAAAUGGGUGAGGACAAAACAUGGACCAGGGGUCCAUGGACCCCCACUUUGGACCAGGUCCAUGGACCACUUUCAUGGACCGGGUCCAUGGACCCCCUGUCAUAGACCGGGUCCAUGGACAGUUUUUUUUAAUAAUGAGAAAUGAACAAAACCAGAAAUAGUGCAAAAAUAAGGUUAAAAAAAACAACAACAACAAACAAUGCUCGAUUGAUCAGUAAUGUUUAAUUGUGCUUACAUAGUGUAAAAAAAGGGGGGGGGGGUCGAUACCUCAAGCAAAAUGAUGCUUGUUCCAAUGAAUUGUUUUCUCUGAUGGGUAGAUUAUGCUUCGGACGAAAACCUUUUGACUGAGCAAAUGUGAAUUUUUGCCGCUUAUUUCAUGCUGAGAGGUCGUGACACACAUAUUGAUUUUCUACCUCUUUUAAAUGUAAAGCUGUUUAUUGCAGCUGAUUAAAAGGGUUUUGGGUUGUUUAAUUUCUCCAAAGUGCAUCCUGGAUCUGAAUAAUUCUAAGCCACUUUCUUUUUGUCCACGAAUGUCACUUUUUCCUGCAAUGUUUUGUCACGCUGGGCCCAGGUCCUUAGCGCUUUUAGCAGGACGAUUAUAAAUUCUCACAGAUAGUGAUUUACAGAUCCAGAUCAAGAAGAAGAAGAAGUGGCAUGGAUUGUAGCUUAAACUGAAGCUACAACAGCUAUGGAGAAUUGCGAUGUGACUCAGUCAUGAUUGCUCUAAAAGCAAUGAAUUCUUAACUCCAGCUUGUUUUUCUAAGGGUGAUGCAAGUGUUUGUACCGAAGCGUGUAAUUCCUCCCUUGGUGAUAACUUUUGAAUUACUUAAUUUAACAGUCUUGCGACUGCACAUGUGCAAGCAGAGUGUACGUCAUGUAAGCACAACUAAAUAUUUGUGAUCAAUCGUGAGCAUUGGUCGACAGCGUCUCGUCAAAUCUUUUUUUGGCACUAUUUUCUGUUUUUGAGUGUCCAUUGACCUGGUGCAAAACCUUCUUAUAAAAAUUAAAAAACUGUCCAUGGACCUGGUCCAUGACAGGGAGUCCAUGGACCCGGUCCAUGAAAGUGGUCCAUGGACCCGGUCCAAAGAGGGGGUCCAUGGACACCUGGUCCAUCUUUUGUCCUCACCCAUUCAAAAUAGAUCAAAAUAAAAAUCAAAAGCUUUCAAUAGAUAAAGUCCAGAAUCUGGGAAAUAAAAAGGAGGUAAAUAUGCAAAGACCCUCGCCAAGAUUCAGGCCAGAGGAAUAUUUCGUAUAGGAGAUAUCCGAAGAAAUGUUUUCACAAAAUUAAUAGAGAUUAGUAUGGAGACAUCAUAAUGGUGCCCAUCCGGAUGGGCACCAACAUGGCGAACGGAAACCAACAGAAACAUCUGUUACCGAGUUUUGCUAGAAAACCGUGAAUUUAUUCUUCGAGGAACUCUUCAAACAUUAAAGUAAUACUUUUCCUAAUACAUGAACUGUUUAGAUAGCAAAAUUCCCUGAAAUAAGUCAUUUUUUUAACCUACAUGACAGCUCUCUUGGCCAUCAUGUAAAUGCCGCGUGACGCAAAAGCUUAGAAAUUCAAGCGUACUCUAUCACAAAACCAAGAACCCUUUUGAAGCUAAAAUUUGUUUGAAAAUUAGUUUUCUGCUGCUCUAAUACAUUGUGAAAGUAAAAUCUCGGAAGGAUCGAUAGUUUUGUAGUUUGAAUUUUAGCGGAGCUCUCGAAAAAUUUAUAUUUGAUUUUUUUCCAAAAUCUCUCCGGUCACCACUGUGCAACCAUCAUCAGCGUCUCGAAAGCCUCUCGUUCAAGGUGAGGGCGCUAGGAAUCCUGGAUUCUGAUUGGUCCCGUUGAAUCGUUGUGGCAACUUCGUUUACAAGUGUUGUUGUUGUUAAUUGUGAAUGAGUGAAACAUGGGCUUUCUGCAUGAGCGCUAACUAAUUCUGAAUUUCAUUUAUUUUUCAAAGCGUCUGCGGUCAUCUCUCUACAAACAACAACCGCUUCUCGAACGCCUUCCGAUGAAAGUGAGUAUAUUUUAGCACUUUUUUCUGUUAGCCAGUCUUAUUUCUUAGUAUUUUGAAAUGUUGCUCGGUUUAUAUGCAGCUAUGUGAGCUCGUUUCUUAUUAUUACGCAACACUGCCCGGUUUUGAGAUCACUUAAUCUAUUAAAAUUCAUCUACUUCCACAUUUGUAUUCUCAUUAAGUAUUGAACUGGCGAAUCCUUAAAGUGCAUUUAACUUUGUUCUGGUAAUAACUGGUAUUAGGUUUUAUAGCUUAACAGUCAUUACUGUAUAUGUAUAACGAAUAACAGCUUCUCUAAAAACUUCCCCACAAAGUGAGUAUACACGCAUCUUUUCUCAGUUUGAGAGCACCUGUAAUUUGAACCAACAUCGAGGAUUUUCUUUUUUCAAUUCAAAGUGGACAGACUGCAAAUUGAGGGCCAAAUUAUAGUAGUUGCUAAAAAAUAUAUCUCUACGUGUCGCAACUGUUCAUCAGUAGGAUGCCUGAAAUGCGAGCAAUUUCACAAUUGGUUUCGGCUCCAGUAAAUCCUAUACCAAUUGCAGAACAUUUUAGGAGGAGCCACCCACCAUGUGAGCACAGUCACGGACAACACAUAUUAGUGAGGAAAAAUUAACCAAAUGUACACGUCAAUUAAAUAAAUAAACAAAUAAAGCGCGCCCUCAAAAUAAAAUUGUACUCGCACACGUACCAAGAUACAACCGAAGUACAAUUCUAAGCAAUAAAUAAGUAAUGUAAGGAUACAAUGGUACUAAACAAAGGUAUCCUGAAUGCAGUUUUUGCACGUUUUGGCAAUACCUAGUGUUUCGUCUAAUUUAAAGUGUGAUGCCGAUUUUUUUUUGAAGGAUCCAUGGCCAUCACUGUACAACCACCAACAGCUUCUCAAAAACCUUCCGAUCAAAGUGAGUAUGUCUUUUUGGUCCAGGUUCAUAGUAUUUUGCACUUAAUUGCUUGGUUUUAGUCUUCCUUUAAAUUUCCGUCCAUGUUUUCAACAUCUUCCAUUAAAACUCAGCAUAACAUUUGAUCUUACAAUUAAAGUUUAUUUUUUUAAAGCCUCUCCGGUCACUACUGUACAAUCAACAACAGCUUCCCGAAGUUUUCCCGAUCAAAGUGAGUAUAUCAGUAUGUCUAGUACGCAUUUUCAUCAUUACUAUUCUUUGUACUUUAAUUAUAAGCUUUAAAAAGGAACUACUAAAACACACAUCAUCAAUUCCAGAAUUUUAUUCUUAUGAAGUACAGUGGAACCCAGUUUAUGCGGGUAUCCGUGAGAGGGGUUCCACUGUACCAAACUCAUUAAUCCCCAGCAUUUGACUUGCUGUGUUCUGGUAAUACUAAGUAUUGAUUCUUAUUUUGAAUUUAAUGUUUUUUAAGCCUUAACAGUGACCUCCGUAAAACCGACAUCAGCUUUUCCGAAGACAUCCAAUCAAAGUAAGAAGGUUUUUAUAGUCUUACACAGUUACUUAUAAUUGGACUUGGUUCUUAGCUUAGUAUUACUCAUUAUUUUGUGGUUUUAAGGCUCUGUACUUUUCACCAAAUUCGAUGUUUUUGUUUUUAUGAAUACCGUACACAGCGUAAUAAAGGAAUUUUAGAACGUUUUCGUAACGUAUUAUAUUUGGUUUAAUUUCAAAAUUUUAUAUUUCUUUCAAGUCUCUUCGGUCACCACUGUGCAACCAACUUCAGCCUCUGGAAAGCCUUUCGAUCAAGGAGAGGGCAGAAUUCUCGAAAUCCUACAUUUUGAUUGUUCCCGUUGAAUCGCUGCGGCAACAGUUCGUUUACAAGUUUUGUUGUUGUUGUUGUUUGUGAAUGUGCGAAACAUGAGCUUUAUGAGCACUAGCUAACUCUAAGUUUAUUUUAUUUUUUAAAGCCUCUACGGUCGCCUGUCUGCAAACAACAACCUCUUCUCGAACGCCUUCCAAUGAAAGUGAGUAUAGUUUUACACUUUUUCAGUUAGGCAUUCUUAUUUCUUAGUAUUUUGCAAUACUGUUCAGUUUAAGAGCUCUCACUGUUUAUUUUCAUCUGAUAAACAGAAAGUUAUCUUCAUGAUGUACAGAUUACACUAUGUAAUAUUUCAAAAGUGUUCAAAUGAUACCUAUAGACCUUGUCACGGUUUUCGACACCAUCAUGACGAGUAGGCAAACGCGUGAGAAAUUACAGUGUUUGUAUGAGAAUCUAAAGUCGAAUAAUUUUCGUAAAACGGCUGUUCUGAACAAAAUAUCAAUUGUAAACUACAGCUACAAAGCAAAGGAUUGUCCUAAAAAAAAUUGGGGGCGUACCUGUGCUUAAAUUUCUCAAGAGGCUUUCUUUAGAUUUUCCUUAUAUUGGUCUGUAAUUUUCCCGGGACUUUCCGUACAGACAAAUGCAUAGGAAAUUUUAAAAAGUGGUUCUAGGUCUUUUAGUGCAUGCAACGCCCUCAAACUUUUUCGAGAGAAUCCUUAGGAGUGAAGCUUUAGUUUGCAAAUCAUAUUUUUUUUUCAGAACAGCCGUUCUACGGAAAUUAUUCGACGUUAGAUUCUCAUACAAUCACUGUAAUUUCUCACGCUUUUGCCUACUCGUCAAGAUGGCGUCGAAAACCGUGACAAGGUCUAUUAUGAUACUUAAUACGUAGUUCUACUCGUACGUGUAUGCAGUGACAUGCAGGUACUGAGCUUCGUCUUAGCUUAGCAUUCGAGUUCAUUGUAAUUGUAAUUUGAAAAAAUGGAAAUUGUAAUUUGUUUACAUGCAAAACACUUAAACGUUCUUAUGAACUCGUUAAAACGUGUGCGUUCCAGAUCGAAUUGGAAUUUGGACUGAAGUGUUGGUUUUUGAGGAGAGGGGGAAAUCGGAGUACCCGUAGCAAGACCUCUGGGAGGAAGAGAGAGAACCAACAAAAAAUCAACCCAAAUAUGGUUUCGACGCAGCGAUUUGAAGCCGGGGCCACAUUAGUGGGAGGCGAGUGCUCUCAUCACUGCGCUACCCUUGCGCCCUUGCGUUGUUUAAGAGCUCCUGUGAUUUUCACCAACUUCGAGGAUUUUACUUUCAUGAAGUACCCGGCACAGGUAUCCUUAUAAUGCAUUUCGGCAUGUUUCGGUGAUACCAACUGUCUUCCCUUAAUUUUCAAUUCUUCAGUCUGUCUUUAUUUUGCAUCCCGCCACCAGCCUAAAAAUAGCCAGGAUAUUUCAGUUUGAUGGAUCUGCAUGCUGAAAAAAACAACUCCGAGUGCAAUUCACAAUCCUUCGACUUUCUUUUUGUUUUUCUUGUAUUCUAUACAUUCUACUGGCCUAAAUCCUUAUUAUUUUUUUAAAGUCAAAACAAUUUACUAGUUGAGCGAUUGGAGUUCCUAUUAAAAAGCUAGAAGAGUAGUGGGAAAGCAUCUCGCGAUCAUCUCGCAGAGGACAAAGUAUCGAUUUGCUUAAGUUAAAUUAUCUUUUAAUCGUGGGAACAACAAGCUAACACUUCACUCAGAGAGUCAAAGGACGCGACAUGGGUCGGCACCCUUAGUAAGCGCGCAAAUAGUCAAGGGACCAACGGUCUUACGCGGAUGCUUUUCAAUAAGCGCCAUUCCAUAGUGAGUAUGUUGUUGUAGCCUGAGUCUCCUUUUUUAAUAGCGGAGCUCCACGCGCGCGCAAAGAGCGCGCGUGCGGAGCCCCAUAGCUAAUCACGUGACCGUACACUGCCCGAGCAACCGACCUUCCGCACCACAGGCACAUCAAUAUAAAAUUAGUCAAUCAACAGGUAAACAACCCAAUUGCAACGGAAGAAAAUCGCAUGGCCGCCCGGACUUUUAGAGAGAGAAAAAAACAACAAAAAGGUUUUGUCGUUUUCGACUUUAUUUUUGAUAUUUACACUCACGUGGAUAACCACAGGCGGCCCAGACGUAGUAUGUGUCAAAUGAAUAUAUUAGUAUUCAUAUGGACAAAAUAUGAUGAGUCGUCGAAGUUCCCAUGAACUAAAAUAGUCCAAAAGUCAAAAUAUAACAAAACAAAGCUAAGAUACGUUUAACUGAACGUAUCCUUGUCUUUCCUGGCCGGUUUAAGUGGCAUUUUGUUGAGUUUUGCAGUUGUAGGUACUAUCCACUACAGAAGAAUUAAAGGCUGGCCACAAAACAAACGGACCAUCUCAACGCGCCUUCACGCGAAGCGCUAUAAAUUCUAGAAUAACUGAUGAAUCUGCUCGUUUAUUACAUUUAGGCCUUCUACAACUGCAAGCAAAUCUUGUCCUGAUGGCAGAGUGGAAAUCGCUUUGAAUUUCUCAUUGCGUAACACACGCGACAUUCCCAGCCGCUCCAAUUUCAAAAGACUUGUUUCGACAGCUGAGUUAAAAAACCGCUCUUGCCUCCGCCAUUUCUGAAUUCAGAAUAAUUCUUUCCCGCAGAACUAUGAAUUUCGCGUCUCUAGUUUUCGCGGGAUUUAAACCUCGAACGAUUGAUUGGGAAGAUUAGAACCAACAAGAUCUAAUUUCAAAAUACUAAAUAUCGUUCUUGACAACGAGGCUUGAGGUAAUAUAACAAAAAACAUAUAUUGAUUAGUACCGACUAACCAACGUAGAACAUUCUCCUACAGGCUUUGCCUUUAAAUGUCUCCAGUGCAGUGGUAACAUGGAGGAAUGUAACAGCAUGAGCGCUAAAAACGUGUCUUGUGCAAUAGGCCAGAACAGAUGCUUGAAAGUGAUGAUGAGUAAAGACGGCAAAGAAUCUGGUUUAUAUGGGUGCGCAUCUGAUCGGGACUGCAAGAUGGCUAACAAAUCUUGUGAAGCGGUCAAGAAAAACAACGCCAGGACGAACUGUAUGUCCCAAUGCUGCAACACAACGUCUUGCAAUACACCUCCACCAAAAAGUAUGGUGCCUCUCUUUGUUAUAACAUUAAAACUGAAUUUUAUUGUUGUUAAUCACACUAUAGGAUCAUCUCCAGGAUGACCGGUAGGUAGUAGGAUACAAUCUCGUUUUAAAUUAGCCCAUUACAUGCUGGUAAGUCACAUGGCACGAGAACGGCAACCUGGAGAACAAGCAACAUUGUAGAUAGAUAGAUAGAUAUUCUGUUUAUUUCACCCACUUGCAGGAAUAACUGAAUUGUUGGGGAAAGUCAUUGUCACAUACAAUUAACCAUUUACAUACAUUCACUGAAAUUUAUAAGUUACAAAGUCAUUAAUUCUUCUGGUAUGACCAUGUUGACGUCUUGGAAGUACCUUAGAAGUACCUUGGAACCUUAAGGGUCUUAUGUAUCCGUUUGAACGGGCUCGAAAGUUUAAACUCAUUUGAACCUUAGCGAAACAACCUCAUCCAGCCUCGUCCAACAAGCUCUUGACUUUCUUUCACUAACUUCGUUUCUUGCUUAUUUUGUAUCAGGUGACCAUCACAGCAAAUUUCAAAAUUUAUAAGAGGGCCAUAGUGUCUUACAGACACAAGGGAGCCUCGUUUUGCGUCUCUUUGAGGACCGCAGUCUCUGGAGGCUUCACUUUUUUCGGAAAUUAAACACUAAAACUCCACAAUAUCUUGUACUUUGUUGACAGCUGAUUAUAUAUUUAUAAGUGGGUGGGAUAUGAUUGUGCGGGUGGGUGUGGUCUAAAGAGGACUGUUGUUGACAGAGAUUGACUUUUCGACAAACUGUGCGAUAUGUCAUCUUCAGAGUCAAAAAUCAUUAAAUAUUUCAUUUAUAUCAACUCUCAGGUUACAGAUUGAAGUGCUAUAUGUGUGGAAGCGUAAAAUCAAUGGACGACUGCGUGCAAAACACUUGGUCUGGACGCUGCGUAGAAGGACAAACAAAGUGCGGCAAGUUUACCACUGAAUUGAUCAUGCAAGGAAAGAAUGUCAUGGUGUAUCGAAAGGGAUGCCAAACUGAAAUGACCUGUAAAAAGGAAAACGAUCUGUACGGCCAGGCCUGUGGGUCUGAUGACACCUGCGAAUUUCAUUGCUGUGAAGGAGAUUUGUGUAAUGCUGGCUCAUUUGCUUCUGUCAGCGUUGUGUCCCUCUUCACAUGCACUUUGCUGUAUAUUCUUUACAUCUAGGACAGUGCUGUAUGGUAGCACCAACGGUUAUGUGCCAGCUGCACGUCAUUUACAGGCAAUCAUAUUCAAGAAUAAUUUAGCUCAGCAUAUUUAAGGUAGACCCUUCCCUUUAAAAGACAUUUUUUACUGAAGACAUUACUCCGAGAAGUGUAGGUUAAGCUAAAGAAAAAAAGAAUAGCACCACUUAAUGGCUGGUAAACGUUUAUUCUUCGUGAUUUUUGUUCAGGUACCCACAACAUCGAGCACAAGCUUAAGCCGUAAAGGAAAAUAACUAGGUUAGCGUAGGUUUUUUAACAGCUGUUCAAGCUUUUAAGUCCUAAGACGUCAAAUAAAGCUAAUUAUUCUGAAUAUGUCGGGAUUCCUUUCAAGAAGCAAAUGUAAAUCCAAGGGGGUAGGUAGACCCAGGGCGCGGGCCGGGAUCCCAUCCUCGCCACGAUGAGGCUAGGAUUUUUUUUUUUUUCGUAAAUUAACUCGUUGGUUUUUUCUUCUCGCAGCCAUGUACUAAGAUCUACGAAGUGAUGUUUGAAACCC